This is a messenger RNA of Phodopus roborovskii (desert hamster), 3540 nucleotides long. It is a transcript of the gene Osbpl11, whose product is annotated as oxysterol binding protein like 11. The coding region runs from base 216 to 2489 and encodes 757 amino acids. Gene Ontology annotation, cellular component: cytosol; membrane; intracellular membrane-bounded organelle. Gene Ontology annotation, molecular function: sterol binding. The record is from RefSeq and is a predicted model, not a curated record. Lineage: Eukaryota; Metazoa; Chordata; Mammalia; Rodentia; Cricetidae. The transcript has 13 exons.
GCUUGUUUUUGUUCAGGAGAGGCAUCUUUCUGAAGGAUACCUGUGCUCUUAAAAGUUUUAACCGAAGUGGAAAUGCGUGUCCUCGUUUUCUGGACCACUGACGGUUUCCACUCUAGCCGUGGUCUGAUAUCACAUCCACAGUAAAAGCAAGAGAGAAGGGGAAAAGUACCUACAAGACCCCUCUGCAGUUGUUCUCUCCCGCCCGAGAAGGGCAGAUGAACUUUGGAGUUAAGAUGCAGGGAGGUGAGCCGGCGUCGGUCCUGAAAGUCUCGGAGAGUGAAGGGAAGCUGGAGGGCCUGGCCACAGCGGUGACCCCGAACAAGAACAGCAGCAACAGCAGCUGUGGGGGUGCAAUCAGCAGUAGCAGCAGCAACAGCAGUCGCGGUGGCAGUACGAAAGGCUGGCAGUACAGUGAUCAUAUGGAAAAUGUUUAUGGCUAUUUAAUGAAGUACACCAACCUCGUCACCGGGUGGCAGUACAGGUUUUUUGUUUUAAACAAUGAAGCUGGGCUGUUGGAGUACUUUGUGAAUGAACAGUCUAGAAAUCAGAAACCCAGAGGUACUUUACAGCUUGCGGGUGCUGUGAUCUCCCCCAGUGAUGAAGACUCCCACACCUUCACAGUGAAUGCUGCCAGCGGGGAGCAGUAUAAACUCAGAGCCACAGAUGCUAAAGAGCGGCAGCACUGGGUGAGCAGACUCCAGAUAUGCACGCAGCACCACACGGAAGCCAUCGGGAAGAACAAUCCUCCCCUGAAGUCACGGAGCUUCUCCCUUGCAUCUAGUGGUAACUCUCCCAUAUCCCAGAGAAGACCAAGUCAGACUGCCAUUUCAUUUUUUAAUGUUGGACAUUCCAAACUGCAGUCGGUGAACAAAAGAGCUCACUUGCAUCCAGACCAUCUUGUGGAAGUCAGAGAAAUGAUGUCUCAUGCUGAAGGACAACAGCGAGACCUGAUUAGACGGAUCGAAUGCCUUCCUGCUUCUGGCCUUCUUAGUUCUUUGGACCAGGACCUCUUGAUGCUCAAAGCUACUUCCAUGGCAACUAUGAACUGCUUAAACGACUGCUUUCACAUUCUCCAGUUGCAGCAUGCAUCACAUCAGAAGGGCUCACUGCCCUCAGGACCGACAAUUGAGUGGUUGGAGCCAAAGAUACCUUUAUCAAACCACUAUAAAAAUGGAGCUGAGCAGCCCUUUGCAACUGAGCCCAGCAAGCCCAUGGCAGUCCCGGAAGCACAGUCUGUUGCAGAGUCUGGAGUAUUAGCAAGGGAACCUGAAGAGAUUGAUGCAGAUGAUGAAAUAGAGGAUACCUAUGACAACAAGGAAGAUGACCUGGGGGCCGUGGAGGAGCAGCGCAGUGUUAUCCUGCAUCUCUUGUCACAGCUCAAGCUGGGCAUGGAUUUAACGAGAGUGGUGCUUCCUACAUUUAUCCUGGAGAAGCGUUCGUUAUUGGAGAUGUAUGCAGAUUUCAUGUCUCAUCCAGACUUGUUCAUAAGUAUCACCAAUGGAGCCACACCUGAGGACCGAAUGAUUCGCUUUGUUGAGUACUACCUUACCUCAUUUCAUGAAGGUCGAAAAGGAGCCAUUGCUAAGAAGCCGUACAAUCCCAUCAUUGGGGAAACUUUCCACUGCUCCUGGAGGAUACCCAGGAGCGAAAUGGCAUCCAGUUUGAGUGGCAGCUCUUCCACCCCGGCCUUCACAAAUAAUGCUCCCCUGCAGGAGGGUGCUCUCACCCAGGGGGCCUCAGACUGUUACACUGUCAGAUUUGUUGCUGAGCAGGUUUCCCAUCAUCCUCCAGUCUCAGGGUUUUAUGCAGAAUGUACAGAAAGGAAGAUGUGUGUAAAUGCACAUGUCUGGACUAAAAGCAAAUUCUUAGGCAUGUCAAUAGGUGUAACAAUGGUUGGAGAAGGUAUCCUUAGUUUGUUGGAGCAUGGAGAAGAGUACACGUUUUCCCUGCCUUGUGCAUAUGCCCGGUCCAUUCUCACUGUUCCUUGGGUGGAACUAGGUGGCAAAGUUGGUGUCAACUGUGCAAAAACAGGCUACUCAGCCAGCAUCACUUUUCACACUAAGCCGUUUUAUGGCGGCAAACUGCACCGAGUCACCGCUGAAGUGAAGCACAAUGUCACCAACACUGUGGUGUGCAGGGCACAGGGGGAGUGGAACAGCACUCUGGAGUUCACCUACAGCAGCGGGGAGACCAAGUCCGUGGACCUGACUAAACUGGCUGUGACAAAGAAGAGAGUAAGGCCUCUGGAGAAGCAGGCUCCAUUUGAAUCCAGACGAUUGUGGAAAAAUGUAACAGAUUCUCUGAGGGAAUCUGAAAUUGACAAGGCCACAGAACACAAACGUACCUUGGAAGAACGCCAGAGAACUGAAGAAAGACAUCGGACUGAAACAGGCACACCCUGGAAAACCAAAUAUUUUAUUAAAGAGGGAGAUGGCUGGGUUUAUCACAAACCCCUUUGGAAAGUAAUCCCAUCACAACCAGCAGAGUGACACAUGCUUUCUAAGACUGGACCAAAUGAGGUUCUCCUCUGUGUACCCUAAGCCCUCUCAGAUGAAGUCAUUGCACUGAAUGACCUGCCUCCUAAUUGUACAGCCUGAAACUAGCUGAACACGAAUGUACCUACUCGAGCCCAUCACCCUGCAGCAAGACCAAAGGAUGCGUGAUGGGCCUCUGACAGCCUGUUCACCAACGUGAGCAAUACCAUCUUAAGCCUCCCACCCCACCAGUACAUGUGUUGUCUUUUAUCUGGUCCAUGGUCGGAAAGCUGCUCGAGCCCCUGGUUUGUAUGGGGGCAACAGAUGACAGCAGCGAGAACUAACUCGGUGACUGUGGUUCCUUUGUAUUGAAAACUAAAGUCUCUUGCAGAGUUUUUUGCUUUCUGUCCAUUUCUGAAGUAUUCACUGCUCUUCUAAACCAACCAAGAGGGAGACGAAGGUGACCUACAAGUGGAUUCAGCCAUCGUGCCUGAAGUCGGUGUUGACGCAUCACGAGGCCUCUUUCCCUCCGGAGGCCGUGUCUGCACCAAGGAAGCCCACCACCUGCUCUGCUGGAACUCUCUUUUAAAAGUCUAUUUAUAAUUAGAUUGUAACCAUGGAGGGAUUUUUUCUUCUGAGCAUUUUAAUAUACUUGAAAACAGAAUUGACUUGAAAAAUUUCAGAACAUUUUUCAAUACCUAGUUUUAUUAAAUAUUACACUUAAGAGACGAUUUUUUAAAAAUGUGUUCAUGUCAAUAUGAGAUUUUGGCCUUUCUCAAGAACUGAGGCAUUAAAAAAAUAGCAAAUAUUAAAAAACACAGCUGUUACUUUUUCCUUACCUAUUUUCAUUUGUAGGUUCAUAUCCAGUAUUAUGUGCUAUCCUGAGUAAGUUUGCUUUAUCUGACCUCUGUUUACUCAAAAGUUAAAACUAAAACCUGUUCAUGUCUGUCGGUAAUUCAAUUAUGUCUGUGACUGAGUGCACAUAAAGUAUGGUUUUAUUUUAUUUUCAAGGAAAUUUAAAUGCUGAAGAAAGGGUAUGAAAUAAAAAGCAGGAAUUUGCAUUCAA